Messenger RNA from Hemiscyllium ocellatum (epaulette shark), 1771 nucleotides. Its product is annotated as C-C motif chemokine 17-like. Gene Ontology annotation, cellular component: extracellular region. Bases 377 to 655 code for a protein of 92 amino acids. Gene Ontology annotation, biological process: immune response. Gene Ontology annotation, molecular function: chemokine activity. The transcript is spliced from 3 exons. The record is from RefSeq and is a predicted model, not a curated record. Lineage: Eukaryota; Metazoa; Chordata; Chondrichthyes; Orectolobiformes; Hemiscylliidae.
GAGCUGAAGAAAGUAAAAAUCAACUUUUCUGUGACUGAUGAAACAGAGAACUAAUCGAAGGUGUCAACCAAAUAAAGCCACCAGGGAUUUGGACGAACCAAAGAUUGUUCAGUGGUUGCAACAAAGACAAUGCCUUCUGGGAAAAGUUGUUUCUAGUGAAGAGAAAUGUAAAGCAAACAGCUAAAUAUAGGGACUGGGACUGGUGUACAAAUCUGAUCGCCUGAUCAGAGUUUCCACAGGGGCACAGAAAACCCACUUCCCCUCGUGGAAUUUAGACUGGAAGCUGACCAUCUGAGAGUAUAUAUAGAAGCUGCAUUUCAAAGAAGUUUUAGAAUUUUCAAACUAGCCAGCGAGUGAAGAAACCAGUUUCGAGAAAAUGAAGCAAGUUCUUGUGGUGCUGAUGUGUCUCGGUAUCAUUUCCUUUGUUGCAUUAGCAGCACCUAGUCAAAUAUUGAAGAAUUGCUGCCUGAAAUACUCGGGAAUACUCCCUCAACUCAAGAGAAUCAAGGAAUAUGUCAUUCAGAAAAAUGAUGGGCGCUGCAAAAUUAAAGCUGUGAUAUUCAAAGUGAAAAACCUUUGGAUUUGCUCAAAUCCAAACAAUCUUAAAGUGAAGAGAUUUGUGGAAAAGCUUUCUCAAAAGGAAAGGAAGGGAUGAAAAUGACCCUAAUACUUGUUGGCUGUGGAUGAUGAUGUAAACGCCAACAGAGAAAGAAAUUUUUCAAAAUGUGUUUUUCUUUAAGUUCACUUUUCUAUGUGAUAUAUAGGUUUAAAUGCCAUCAACAAGUUUGCAAAUACCAGAAAGGUUCAACCACACUAUUUAGGUUUAUUGAACUGAUUCCAAUCAAAUCAGAGUUCGCACUUUACUGGUGGUGCUGCUUUUAAAUAUGACUAAUUAACUAAUUUGUUCUUAUUAAUGACAGAGACAGGCAUGUUGAUGAGCUAUGCCAGUUUCUGAAAGGACAAUAGACAGUUUGUAUGUUCUCACUGAUUAAGUGUUGAAUCUCACUUCCACAUCUAAUAAUCCCACUGGUUUAACUGAAGAUCAGUGUUGGGACAUCAGGCUACCUGAAAUGGCAGACUUGGAUACAUCAGUAAGGUAACUAAACAAACUGUGUGAACACAUGCAGGAAGUGUGCUCAGGCAACUUCCUGGGACUGCAGCCAAAUUAUUAACUUCUGAUGUUACAAGACAAAAGAACUGCAGUCUUUCUAAAAUCUGAAAAUGGCAGUAAAACUUCUGAAAUUACUGAUUCAUGAGGAAUUAUCUCCAUAUUGGAUAAAAGCAUUUAUAAAGUAUCAGUUUAUUAAAACAAUUACAUUCCUGAUUUGUAUCCUGUAUAACAUUAUAAUCCUGUUUCACAUAAAACAGAAUUUUAGCCAAAGCAUCAAUUUCCAACAAAAUGAUUUUUUAUCAUAUUUUCUUACACUGAAAGACCUUUACUGUGUGUGAGAGAAUGUUAGCGUUUUGCAGAAAGAGAUUGUAUGAAGGCUGUGUUCCUUUAAGGUAAUUCCAUUGAGAGUCAUGCUGAUUUUCUUUCAUGAUACAAUCACAGUAACCCUGCAUCUUUGCACUGGAAUGCAUAAUGAAAUGAUUGUUAACUUUUGAAAACAUAUUGUUCAAUAUUACUUUGGUUUAAUUGUAUUUGUAUUGUCUCCCCAAACAGGGAAUGCUGUUUGAAGAGUGACAUAUGCUUUUAGUUAUUUGCUUUUGCUUGCAAUUUUCCAAUGUCUAUUUGUUAUGCUUCUAAAAUAAACUUCUUAAAUGGAUUGUC